Zea mays is the source of this 1167-nucleotide messenger RNA. RefSeq names its product protein ALP1-like. The record is from RefSeq and is a predicted model, not a curated record. The transcript is spliced from 3 exons. The coding region runs from base 1 to 1167 and encodes 388 amino acids. NCBI's taxonomy places the organism in Eukaryota, Viridiplantae, Streptophyta, Magnoliopsida, Poales, Poaceae.
AUGUCUCACAGGCAUAGGGAACAUGAUUCUGAUUCCAGUGAUAGUGAGGACGAAACACUUCUGCUUGUCAAUCUUCUUACCCUCAACAUAGAGGCCACACGCCAUCACCGACGACGGUCCCGUUUACCUCGCCGCGUCAUUCAUAGGGAUCAUUUUGCUGGAGAAAACCUUAUCCACCAUCACUACUUCGGGCCGAACCCAGUGUAUCCACCCCACGUGUUUCGUAGAAGGUUCCGCAUGAGUAGGCCUCUGUUUCUCCUCAUCUUGCAAGGACUUCAACAUCAUGAUUCUUACUUUACACAACGGGUUGACGCAACUGGCAUGCCAGGACUGGGUCCCCUCCAAAAAGUAUGUGCGGCAAUGCGGGUACUUGCAUAUGGGUUACCUUCUGAUGCGGUAGACGAGUACAUUCAAAUUGGGGAGUCCACAGCUAGGGAAUGCCUUCAUCAUUUUUGUCGCGCAAUCAUUGCAUACUUUAGUGGGUGGUAUCUACGAACUCCUAAUGAAGCUGACAUAACACGCAUCAUGCACAAUAGCGAAUCAAGGGGUUUUCCUGGAAUGUUGGGUUCUAUAGAUUGCAUGCAUUGGGAGUGGCGGAACUGUCCUACGGCCUGGCGUGGGACAAACAACGACGUCAACGUGCUGCACCGAUCACCAGUAUUCGACCCCAUGACAACAGGUCGAAUGCCACCUGUCAAUUAUACAAUUAAUGGUAAUGCUUAUAACUUCAGUUAUUACCUAGCUGAUGGUAUUUACCCCAACUGGCCAACAUUUGUAAAAGCAAUCAGACACCCAUAUGAGCAAAAGAAAGUAUAUUUCACACAGAUGCAGGCAAGUUGUCGAAAGGAUAUUGAGCGUGCAUUUGGAGUUCUUCAAGCACGGUGGGCGGUGCUGCGAGGUCCAACGUAUGGUUGGGAUCGUAAUCGUUUGACUCAGAUAAUCACAGCCUGCAUCAUCAUGCACAACAUGAUUGUCGAAGACGAAGGGGCGUUUGCUGCUAAUAUUGAUUUUGGAGACAACACUUCAGGCAUUGAACCAUCUCAACUUAUUGGAGAAGGAAGGGCGGAAUGGGUGAUAAACCACUUCGAUCUUCGUCGCCAAGAUAGAUCGUGCUCCCUCCAAAAUGAUCUUGUCGAGCAUUUGUGGGCUAGGCGUGGAAGCAUGUAA